ACGUGGCACAAAAGUCAACAUGGCCCAACAUGUCACAUCGAAAGGUUCGGUGAAUCGUGGUGCUUCAGAAGUGGCUGACUAUAAUAUCAGAAAAGGAGUUGGAAACUUCACUUUUCAUAACGGAGAUAAAUAUCAAGGGGAGUACCGAGUGUACAAGGAUAAGCAAUAUAUUGUUAAACAAGGCACGGGUCUAAUUGUCUUUUUGUAAUAAUCCCUCUCUUAAUGCCUCUUUUAUCUACUAUUUAUGAUUAAGAAAAUGUCCUUCAACUCAGAAUAUGGAGUCUACACUACUGAAAACUUCGAAACGUACACAGCGAAGUGGAACAACGAUAAAAUUCAAUCUGACCUAUGUAUACGUUACAACAAUGAUGCAGAAUAUAGAGGGAGCUUAGACGCAACCAGUGGAAUGGGCGGACAUGGAAUUUACACAUUUCCCGACGGUUCUUCCAUGGAAGCAUUAUGGAUCCAAAAUCAGCCAGCCAAGGAUGUAACAUACAGGGAACCUCGUGGAUUCAUCUGGAAGGGUCAAAUACUUCCUGAGAUAAAUGAAAUUCAUUUCAUUGCUGGAAAUCAUUUCUGGGAUGCCGUUUAUGUUCCACCACCACAACCAAGCAAGAAUGAAGACAAUUUAGGAAUAACACCAUCGUCAGAACCUUUUGAAUCAGCCUCAACGUUACGUAGCAAACGAAAUCGUCGGUCUAGGAACAAAUUGCUGUCUUGAAUAUAAAUAACGGGAUAAGAAUCUAGAAUAUU
This is a messenger RNA of Orussus abietinus, 753 nucleotides long. RefSeq lists its product as uncharacterized. The record is from RefSeq and is a predicted model, not a curated record. Lineage: Eukaryota; Metazoa; Arthropoda; Insecta; Hymenoptera; Orussidae. The transcript has 3 exons.